Molecule: messenger RNA, 2467 nt
Organism: Boleophthalmus pectinirostris (great blue-spotted mudskipper)
Lineage: Eukaryota; Metazoa; Chordata; Actinopteri; Gobiiformes; Gobiidae
Gene: cdh27
Product: cadherin 27
Exons: 17
Coding region: 1-2421 (806 amino acids)
Biological process (GO): adherens junction organization; homophilic cell-cell adhesion; cell-cell junction assembly
Cellular component (GO): adherens junction; plasma membrane; catenin complex
Molecular function (GO): calcium ion binding; cadherin binding
Source: RefSeq, a predicted model, not a curated record
AUGGAGCUGUGGACAUCUUUUGUUCUUAUUGGAUGUUUUUAUUUGCUUGUUUAUUUUCUAUCUGGGGCAGCUUGUUUGCAGCUACAGAGUCGUCACAAAAGAACUUGGAUCAUAGAUUCCUUCUCUAUAAAAGAGGGCCACCCUGGGCCGUUCCCCUACGAGCUGGGAAAAAUUGACAUUGAAAGAGCCUAUCGGGUUCACUUUGAUCUCUAUGGAGAAGGAGUGGACGAGGAACCCAAAGGGGUCCUCUCCAUUGACAAGGAAAAUGGCAUGAUCUAUGUGCACAAACCCGUGGACUUCGAGGAGAAGGAGUUGCUGACGCUGAAAUUUGAGGCCAAAAAAUCUGACUUCUCUGUAGAUACAAAAUUAGGUGUUCAGAUCACAAUAAUUGACAUCAAUGACAAUCCACCUGUUUUCCAAAAAAGUUUAUAUGAAAUAACCAUACAAGAAGAUACAGCUCAAGGGUCCUUCUUACUGGCUGUGUUAGCCCACGACCGAGAUCAGAGGGGCUCACCCAAUUCAGCAUUUCACUACGAACUCAAGUCUAUGUCUCCACAAACUGAAAACGUACAGUUCUUUAUUGACAGGGAGAUUGGCAAAAUCUCAUUCAAGGGAUGUUUGGACUAUGAGGUGGCUGAUAAGUUUACACUGUUAGUAGAGGCCAAGGACCACGGUGAUGUCAUAAGUCUGUCCAGUUCAGCCACAGUGGUCAUCAACAUCCAAGAUGAAAACAACCACCUGCCAAUCAUCAGUGGCCAAACGGGAAGUGGCAAAGUAAAGGAAGGUGAGACUGGGACAUCCCCUCUCAGGAUACAUGUGACAGACAAGGACACCCCAAACAGCCCUGCAUGGAGAGUCAAAUACACAAUCAGAGGAGAGGAUGCCAAGCACUUUAAAAUGGAGACAGACCCAGAGACUAAUGACGGCAUUCUCACAGUGCUGACUCCACUGGACUAUGAAGAGAUGGCUAAAAAAGACCUUACCAUCAUGGUGGAGAAUGAAGCACCAUUUUUCCACUGCACAGUAAAGGAGAAAGUGGUCUCUGGCUUAUGGGCAGUAGAUCGGGUCAGAGGUGAAGAAGCAGAUUCUUUUCAGACUGUAAAAGUCACCAUUGAAGUGGAAGAUGUGAAUGAUCCACCUGCAUUCCUAGUGACAGUGAAAGAGGUCAUUUUGGAGGAGAACUCACCUGUUGGUACCUGGGUGGGAAAUGUGACAGCACACGACCCUGACUCCAUGCAUCCAAGGGAUUUUGUGUACAAAGUUGGUGAUGAUCCAGCUGGGUGGGUGAAGGUAGACCCCAAAACAGGUGACAUCAUAACUGUUAAAGUCGCUGAUCGUGAAUCAUCUCAUGUUGUCAAUGGCAUCUACACAGUGUUUAUUUAUGCAGUAGACAAUGGAGAGCCACAGAUGACAGGUACUGCUACGGUGAACAUAUAUAUAGCAGACCAGAAUGACAAUGUACCACAGUUGGCGGUGGACUUUGUGGACAUAUGUGUGUCAGAUGACAUCACCACAACCAACAUUACUGCUUUUGACUUGGAUGAGAACCCCUUUGGAGGCCCUUUUACAUUUGAGCUGCUAGGAGAUGUACAAGACAAAUGGAGACUCAACCCCUCUUAUGGUUACACCGCUGGCCUGGUGAAGGAGUCUGGAGUGUUUGUGGGUUCACACACAGUCAAUGUGAAGGUCUUGGACAUGCAAGGAGAGUUCGGUGUCUACAGCCUUAAUGUGAUUGUUUGUGACUGCUCUCUUGCACCAAACUGCCGAUUACGUAGAGAAAGCACCAUCGCCACAUCUUCUGGGGCAGUUGGCCUUGUGUUUUUUGCAAUUCUGCUACUCUUUGCUGGAUUGUUGCUGGCUCUGUUUGUUACCUGUAAGAAAGAGUUCACUCCCAUUCAGAUUCCAGAUUCAGAGGGAACAACACUGGCUUCAGACAUAGAGGAGCCAGGGACAGAUUGCAUGGUACCUUUAAAUGUGCACACUGGUUCGACUGAUGAACAAAUUUUUAAAAUGCAUGAUACAGCCCAGCAUUUUAUUUCUACAAAUACGAAUAUGAUACAGAACACACUGAACUCACACUAUACAGAAUAUAGUGAACAAUUUUCGCAGCACUUUCACCACCACCACAGGAAUGAGGGGUCCAGAGAAACACAUUUUACACACAGCUCAAACUCAGAAAGUGUGCAGAAUGAAGCUAUCCUGGCAUUGCUUCAACGGAGGUUAACUUUGCUCCGGGAGAUUGAGGAUGAGCUGCUGGACUAUGAGCCUCAUCUAUACACAGAGGAGGGAGACGAGGACGGCCCCACAGAGCUGGAGAGCAUUUCCAUCCCAGAGACUGACUCUUUUCACAAUGUUCUGCACAACCUCAGCCCAGAAUUCAGAAACUUGGCUUACAUUUGCAGAAUGCAAAUAAAAUGUUAAAUGGACCUGCAGUUUCAGGAAUAAUACAGGAGCAAGCCGUACGCAC